Otolemur garnettii (small-eared galago) is the source of this 1681-nucleotide messenger RNA. It is a transcript of the gene SIAE, whose product is annotated as sialic acid acetylesterase. The transcript is spliced from 10 exons. Bases 16 to 1566 code for a protein of 516 amino acids. Gene Ontology annotation, biological process: carbohydrate metabolic process. The record is from RefSeq and is a predicted model, not a curated record. NCBI's taxonomy places the organism in Eukaryota, Metazoa, Chordata, Mammalia, Primates, Galagidae. Gene Ontology annotation, molecular function: sialate O-acetylesterase activity.
CGGAUCCUCUUAGACAUGGUUGCGCUGAGGCCUGCCCUUGGGUUGGUGCUUCCAAUACUCCUGUGGGCCCACAGAAGUACAGGUUCUAAUUUUCGUUUUGCUUCGUACAUCAAUAAUUACAUGGUGCUACAGAAGGAGCCUGCUGGGGCAGUGAUAUGGGGUUUUGGCCUUCCGGGAGCCACAGUGACAGUGACCCUGAUCCAAGGUCAAGAAACCAUCAUGAAGAAAGUGACCAGUGUGAAAGCAGACGCUGAUACUUGGAUGGUGGUACUGGAUCCUGUGAAGGCUGGUGGGCCUUUCGAACUGAUGGCACAACAGAUUUUGGGGAGAAUGAACACCACCCAGACAGUUCACGAUGUUUUGUUUGGAGAUGUCUGGCUCUGUAGUGGGCAGAGUAACAUGCAGAUGACUGUGCUACAGAUAUUUAAUGCUACAAGGGAGUUGUCUAACACUGCUGCCUAUCAGUCUGUCCGCAUCCUCUCCGUCUCUCUCCUUCAGGCAGAGCAGGAGCUGGAGGACCUGGCUUCCGUUGACUUGGAGUGGUCUAAGCCCACCUCAGAGAACUUAGGCCAUGGAUAUUUCAGGUACAUGUCAGCAGUGUGCUGGCUUUUUGGGCGUCACCUGUAUGACACUGUGCAGCAUCCCAUUGGGCUCAUCUCAUCCACCUGGAGUGGGACACCCAUUGAAGCCUGGUCAUCUAGAAGGUCACUGAAAGCCUGUGGCAUUCAUACGCAAGGGUACAUUCCGCGUGAUUCUGUAACUGGACCCUCUGAGCCGUCUGUUCUCUGGAACUCUAUGAUCUACCCGCUCCAUAAAAUGACUCUGAAAGGCGUGAUAUGGUACCAGGGGGAGGCCAAUAUGAAUUAUAACACAGACCUGUACAACUGCACGUUCCCUGCACUCAUUGAAGACUGGCGCCGCACCUUCCACAAUGGCUCCCAGGGGCAGACGGAGCUCUUCUUCCCGUUUGGAUUUGUCCAGUUAUCUUCAGUUUUGUUUGAGGACAACCCAGAUGGUGGAUUUCCCCAGAUCCGUUGGCACCAAACAGCAGACUUGGGCUAUGUCCCCAACGUAAAGAUGCCUAAUACGUUCAUGGCUGUCGCUAUGGAUCUUGGCGAUAAGGACUCGCCUUUUGGAAGCAUCCACCCUCGAGAUAAAGAUACGGUGGCCUAUAGGCUGCACUUGGGGGCCCGUGCUGUGGCUUACGGUGAGAAGGAUUUGAUCUUUCAAGGACCACUGCCUGAGAAGGUAGAAUUCUCGCUCAUGGGGCUGCUCAACCUCACAUAUUCCCAGGAAAUCAAGGUGCAGAAGAAGGACAACAAGAUAUUUGAGAUCUCGUGCUGCAGUGACCAGCAGUGCAAGUGGCUUCCAGCUGAUAUGAAUACGUUCUCCACCCAGAGUCUAACCCUGUCACUCAAGUCUUGUUACGGCACUGUGGUUGCUGUCCGCUACGCCUGGACCCCAUGGCCUUGUGACUAUAAGCAGUGUCCCGUAUACCACCCCAGCAGUUUCCUGCCAGGUCCUCCCUUCGUUGCUUAUAUCGCAGACCAGAUUUCUGGACGGUAGCACGUGGGUGCCAAUUGACAGCUGCAGCACCAUCAGAAUUUAGAUACAAGGGUGAGCCCUUUUGAUUUUGGCAUUUAGGAGUUUAAAUAAAAACAACUAUUGUUUUUAAAGGAAA